Messenger RNA from Epithele typhae, 666 nucleotides. RefSeq names its product VAMP/synaptobrevin-like protein. The record is from RefSeq and is a predicted model, not a curated record. The transcript is spliced from 5 exons. Gene Ontology annotation, cellular component: membrane. NCBI's taxonomy places the organism in Eukaryota, Fungi, Basidiomycota, Agaricomycetes, Polyporales, Epitheliaceae. Gene Ontology annotation, biological process: vesicle-mediated transport. The coding region runs from base 1 to 666 and encodes 221 amino acids.
AUGUCUCUGAUUCACGCUCUUGUGGCCCGAGGGUCUUCCAUCUUGGCCGAACACCAAGCUGGACAACGGGACUUCUCCCAAGCCACUCAAACCAUCUUGUCGAAGAUUCCCCCUAACAACAGCAAGCUCACUUAUGUUUGGGAGCAGUACCUGUUCCAUUACAUCUCGGAGGGAGGGUUCACUUACCUUGUAAUGGCCGACGAUGCGGCAGGACGGCGAAUGCCGUUCACGUUCCUCGCCGAGCUGCAGCAGAAGUUCACGUCACUCCCCUCUGCUUCAUCAUCUCUGUCCGACCCACCAGCAUAUUCUCAACAAGGUUCUUUCGGACCUGUUAUCGCGCAGCUUAUGACCCAGUACAACACCAACCCACCCACGGACGAGCUCACCCGCGCCCAGACUGAGCUUGCUCAAGUCAAAGAUAUUAUGGUCCAAAAUGUCGAACAAAUAUUGUCCCGCGGAGAGCGGAUCGAACUUUUGGUUGAUAAGACGGAUACUAUGGCGAGCCAGGCCACGGCGUUCAGGCGAGGCGCCAGAACCGUGCGUCGCAGUAUGUGGUGGAAGAACACGCGCAUCCUGGCGCUGAGCAUAGUCGUGGGUGUGGUGCUUCUGUGGAUCAUUAUGGCGCAGUUUUGUGGUGCAGGUUUGAAUCAGUGUGGCUCGAAGUAA